Schistosoma rodhaini is the source of this 882-nucleotide messenger RNA. The record is from the annotation of a GenBank genome assembly. NCBI's taxonomy places the organism in Eukaryota, Metazoa, Platyhelminthes, Trematoda, Strigeidida, Schistosomatidae.
AUGAACAAGCUAUAUUGUUCAGCUCAGAUGUUGCAGCUAGAUUCGAAAUCGAAAUACAAACCUGAAUUUAACGAUCAGCCACAGUCGUCCAUCCCAAAGCUCCCUGAGUUGAGUUUUCAAGAUGUUGAGAAAUAUUUUUCCGAUUUGUGGUUUGAACAAAUAUCCAUCAGUGAAGCGGUUAACAGAAGUGAAUAUCAUACAUCAAAUACAGCUGAAAGAAAUUGUCAAACGAUCUCAUCAUCUGACGAACAGUUGUAUAACACUGAUAAUCAUAUAUUAGCGAACCAAUUGUCCAUAUUUCCUAAAAAUACCGACAGCCGUAAAAUGAGCACGGUUGAAAAUAGACGUAAAAGACGCUGGAAAACCAUGGCACGCGCUAUGAUUCCUAAAACACAAUAUUUUUAAUAGCUUUAAAUAAUUUCAGAAAUUACAAAGUCCUAAUUGUCACUCACGUCUAUCACAUAAAAACUAAUCACAAUAACUUUAUUUAGAUUCACAAGAAUGAUGUAUAAAUUUUUAAAAGUAACUUGAUAAUUUCUUGCUGAACAUUGCAUUUCAUAAAGUUUCUAAUCAAUGCCUUGUUUUCCAUAUAUCUGUCAGGUGAUGUCACUUUUGGCUAUCAGGUUGGAUACAGAAGUUCCAUAAUCUAUCGAUGUCAGUGAUUAAGAAUAUAAAGAUUUCAAUGAUCAAGCCAUCAACUUCAAGUUAGUAUUUAUCCAUCACUUUAAAUGAAUAAUAAGAAAUGCUUUCCCUAAAGUAUAGGGAAUGUCAUUCAUAUAUGUUAACAUUAGUGAUCUUGGUGUAACUUGAACAAAACUGGUACUUACCACAGGAAACCGUGAUUCUCACGGCCCAAGAAAGAAGACGAAGACAAUAGAUGAG